Ophidiomyces ophidiicola is the source of this 474-nucleotide messenger RNA. RefSeq lists its product as uncharacterized. The record is from RefSeq and is a predicted model, not a curated record. NCBI's taxonomy places the organism in Eukaryota, Fungi, Ascomycota, Eurotiomycetes, Onygenales, Onygenaceae. The transcript has 2 exons. Bases 1 to 474 code for a protein of 157 amino acids.
AUGGAGGAAUACAACAAGCAAGCAUCGGAAUUCAUCUUCCGCGAGAACAACUCAAAUGGUCGCGUCCCGGACGACACCAUUGAUCUUCAUGGCCAAUUCGUAGAGGAAGCCGAGGAUAUCCUCGAAGAAAGAAUUAAAUACGCUAGGGCGCAUGGCCAAACGCAUCUUCAUGUUAUCGUGGGCAAGGGUAACCACUCUGUUAACCACAUCCAAAAAAUCAAACCUCGUGUGGAGCAAGUCUGUCGCGAUUUGGGCCUGCAAUAUCGCACUGAGGAAAAUGCUGGAAGGAUCUAUGUCAACCUGACCGGUGGUCCAGCUGACAUGCCCCCACAAGGGCAGCACCACAAGCCUCCACAGCAACAUGGGGGCCAGCACCAACAGCAACAAGGGGGUGGUGUUGUGGAGGAAGUCGUUGCUAAAGCACUGCCAAAGAUUUUGCGCAAGUUGGAAAAAGCUUGCUGUAUUGUUAUGUGA